Suillus discolor is the source of this 1108-nucleotide messenger RNA. RefSeq lists its product as uncharacterized. The coding region runs from base 1 to 669 and encodes 222 amino acids. The record is from RefSeq and is a predicted model, not a curated record. The transcript has 12 exons. NCBI's taxonomy places the organism in Eukaryota, Fungi, Basidiomycota, Agaricomycetes, Boletales, Suillaceae.
AUGUCGGUCCCGGACUCCUUCGGUUUGCAGUUAGCCAAGUAUACUAAUCUCGCUGGAUUAACAAUCCUAAUUUAUGACUACUUUGUCACCUUACACUCUGAAGUCCAAUGGACCUGGGGACGGAAGUGGGGAAUCACUCGGACCGUCUUCACGUUCUCACGAUAUGUACCUUUUGCUUGUGCGCUUAUGACCUCGUACUCCGCUAUCAAGACAUGGGGCACGCAAGAUUGUGCACCUUUCAAUAAUGCUUUAAAUGGUCCCCCUUGCGUGAUGGAAGGGGCUCGUAGCAGCGCCAUCCCGUAUGCACUCUUGAUGUUGUUCGAGAUAGUUCUCAUGUCCACCACUGCAUUCUUGAGAUAUCGACACUAUCUGGGUUCUCAUAGUGCGUUGAUCAAGAGUGUUUAUCAUGAUGGACUACUCUACAUGUUUUGCAUCACAAUGAUAUCUACAAUCAAUGUGAUCGUUAUCGCUGUGUUGCCCCUCUCGUACAGCGAAACGCUAAACACACCUCAAAUUGUUGCGCACAGUGUUCUUGCUUCUCGAAUACUAUUCAAUCUCCAAGAAAGCAUGGCGCAACCACUCGUACCCACCUACCGAUCGGCGACUUCAAUCGAAUUCAAUGCGCGACCUGGAGGCAACGAGACAGCUGGUCAGGUAGAUGAAGCUUAAACUUGCUGAUAAUUUUGCAAGUCAUACAAAUUAUACUUGCCAUUUGAGGUUGCUGACUAUGCUCACACAUUUCAGCUUGUGUUUUCCGCGGCCUUCGUAUUUUAGUGGUGAGCUACUCCACCACCCAGGUGUAUGCGUUCUCCAUGCUAACAAACACGUUGAUGAGCCUGUCGCCGACAUCUGCAUGUAGCCACUGCUCAUCAUUUCUUGUAGAAUUCAGAUACUCAGUGUGCUGGGACCACGCCUCAUCCUUAGCGUUCGAGAGUAUCAUGCAAAACGUAUGGUUGACUCUGACACAGAAACUAGCAUGAAUUCGAUUGUCUCCAAGGAACGUGUACAUAUAUCAACUAGCAGUGUUGUAUAGGGACAUGUUUGUCGAGUGGUCUGUAGGGAGGAGAAAUCUGGCGGAGGAUCCUUCGUAGUAUUUAUUCAAUAUAUG